Molecule: messenger RNA, 1710 nt
Organism: Fusarium venenatum
Lineage: Eukaryota; Fungi; Ascomycota; Sordariomycetes; Hypocreales; Nectriaceae
Product: ferric reductase NAD binding domain-containing protein
Biological process (GO): intracellular iron ion homeostasis; copper ion import; iron ion transport
Cellular component (GO): plasma membrane
Molecular function (GO): ferric-chelate reductase activity
Source: RefSeq, a predicted model, not a curated record
AUGGGCUGGCCAUGGGAGUUCCUCACUCUAACCGACGAGGAAAAACACCAACGUCGUCUGAGCCUCGAACACUACGCAUACAUAGCCCACCUUUCUGCAUUCGCUCCAGCGCUCUUAUUUGUUCUACUCCGUCUUAUCAACCGCGUCCGACGGAGCCGUAGUAGUGGAUAUCAGCAAGUUCCCGGCUCACCCACCAUUAAGGCGACCCAGCAGAGAUGGAUCUCCAGGGUUAUGGGAAAAGGACCCAUGAUUAAGUGGUGGCUCGGUGAAGAUGUUUGGUUUCUGGGGAGUCAUUGGGGUCAGCGUGAUGAGUGGGUUUUGGGUAUUGCGUGGACAGCUUGGUUGUUGUUGUUGAGUAUUCACGGGACAGGAAAAGACUAUCUUCAUCUCACAAAGCGGCUUGGAAUUGUUGCAACUUCUCAGAUGCCUAUUCAGUAUCUCCUUGCUCUCAAGGCCAUCAACCCAUUCGCUUUUGUCCUCCGCUCAUCUCAUGAGCAUAUCAACCGGUACCAUCGCGUACUGGGCCGCAUCGUCUACUUCCUCCUAACUCUUCACGCUAUUCUUUACAACGUCUUCUUUAUUGAGUCAGGAAUAUGGUUUAAACGCUUCUUCGCUCCCAUUGUCUUUGCAGGCGUUGCAGGCUUCAUCGUCAUGCACGCACUCAAUGGCACAGCCAUGGCUCGUGUUCGUCAGCAGUCGUAUCGUGUAUUCUUCAUCGUCCAUCUUCUCGGUGCUUUCGCUAUACCGCCUUUGAUCUACUACCAUGCGCCAUCGUCGCGGUUCUACAUCGGUGAAGCCAUCGGCGUCUUCGUCCUGGACCUUGCUGUGCGAAAGAUGAUCACCAUCACAGCACCUGCUGUCGUUGAGGCGAUACCCGGCACCAGUCUCGUCAAAGUAUCUGCCACUAUGCCCUCUCACAAGAUUGCAAAAUACGCCGCCCGUCCAGGAUCACAUAUUUACCUCAACGUUCCUCCGGCCUCUCGUCCUGGCACUGGCCAGUUCUCUGCACCACAUCUCGUCUUUGAGUUUUUGUAUAACCCCUUUACAGUGGCAUCUACCAACCAAGAAACGGGUGAACUGACCUUUGUCGCACGUACGAGAACUGGCCCCAUGACGAACCGUCUGCAUCAUCUCUCUACCACCAAUGAUGGAGUGGCGGCUGAAAAGGUCGAGCUUAACAUCGAAGGUCCUUACGGUACUAUAGGAAAGACGUUUAACGAUCUCAUCACAUCAGGCAUCAGCCGUGUGCUCAUCGUGGCUGGAGGUGUAGGAGCGAGUUUCGCUAUACCGCUUUACCACGCUGUCAACGCAGAAAACUCCAUUGCGCAUGUUCAGCUUAUCUGGGCCAUCCGUAGCGCCGGCGAUGCUACAUGGGCUUCAUCAACUCCUACCGGAAAGUCUAUUCUCGACGAUGAUCAAGUGCAAUUAUUCCUUACAGGUGAUAUGGGCGUUGCCGACGACAGUGACAACGCUGCUGGAGUUGAGAUGAAUGAUAUGGCGCAACAAACGACCCGCCCAGCUGUACGAAACAACAAAAGACCAGACUUGCAAAAGAUUGUUGAUGAUACGUUCCGGAAGUCGCAGCAAGAGAAUGUUGCUAUUUUGGUUUGCGGCCCUACUGAAAUGGUCAGAGAACUGCGCAAGAGUGUUAGACCUUGGGUGAUGAAGGGACGUAAUGUUUGGUGGCAUAACGAAAGUUUUGGAUGGUAA